Pseudo-nitzschia multistriata is the source of this 859-nucleotide messenger RNA. The record is from the annotation of a GenBank genome assembly. Lineage: Eukaryota; Bacillariophyta; Bacillariophyceae; Bacillariales; Bacillariaceae.
AAGUACGAGUAAAAAACUAUCUGUUGCUGCCAUCUCUAAUUUUGUAUCGAGUUCGGCUUACUACGGGCACGAGAGAACAAACACGAAGAUAUUACUAUUACCGUACUCUGCUGUAUCGUGCAAGAGGUCUCGAAGAGUCUCGAAGAGUUUCCACUUGCUCCCUUGUAUUAGAAUAGUGUAGUAAACUCCAACACAAUGACGACCCCUAAACCCGUCCAAGGAAACAGUGAUUUCACUACGUUCAACAUCCGCCAUGGAUUCGCGGAGGCAUUAGUCAGAGGAAUGAGAUCGUCCUUUCUAGGUGACCAGGACUACAACCAUUUGAUCCAGUGCGAAACGUUGGAGGAUGUCCGUUUGAACUUGACAGAGACUGAUUAUGCCGAUGCCAUUGCCGAUUUCAACUCGCUAACGCCAGCCAUGCUACAAAAGGCUGCCGUAGAAAAGGUAGGUUUUAGCGAGAUCAGCUAGAAAGAACAAAUUUUCAUUCGACGGUGGUGGCAAAAGGACUGCCUCUCUGUAUGAAACGACGAUCUCGUUUGAGCCUAAGGCUUCGGGCUAGGGGCUUUCCCUUCCUGUAAGGAAAGGAAUGACACGGGAGCCCAUAGACUACUGAAGAAUACUAUCUAACGACGUCACUUUCGGUUGAUUCCCUUUUCUGGCCAAACGAUACGAUGCAAUAGCUUGUUGCCGAAUUCAAAUAUUUGAGAACACAAACGGUAGAACCGCUUUCUACGUUCCUUGACUUCAUCACAUAUGAAUAUAUGAUUGAAAACAUUAUGCUUUUGCUUAAAGGGGCUUUGAGCGGACGCGAUAUCAACGAACUUUUGGAACAGUGCCAUCCGCUGGGCAUGUUCAAGGA